AUGUCACAGGAUCAGCGCGAGGAAUGGCUGCGUGGCUCACGGAUGCAGGCCAUGCGAGCAGCUAGGGAGAAGCUGCCGGCGCACACCAAGAGAGCGCAGUUGCUUGAGGCCCUGAAGCGGCAGCGGGUGGUCAUUGUGAGCGGGGCGACCGGAUGCGGCAAAAGCACGCAGCUGCCGCAAUACGUUCUGGAACAGGCGAUAGAGGAGGGGUGUGGCGGCGGCUGCAACAUAGUGGUGACUCAGCCGCGGCGCAUUUCGGCGGUGGGAGUGGCGUCCCGGGUGGCGGCCGAGCGCGGCGAGGGCAUUGGUGACGUCGUUGGUUACUCAGUGCGCCUCGACUCGCGCACCUCGCGCCGCACGCGCCUGCUCUUCUGCACCACCGGCGUGCUGCUACGGCGGCUGCUGGGUGACUCAUCCCUGGCCGGCACAACGCACGUAGUUGUAGACGAGGUCCACGAGCGCUCGGCAGACUCCGAUCUGUUACUACUGCUUCUGCGCGACCUGCUGGCGAGCGGCUGCAACCCCCAGCUGCGCGUGGUGCUCAUGUCUGCCACUGCUGAGGCCGGCCUGUUCCAAUCCUACUUUGACGCUGAGCUGGCCAAGGGCUCGAGUGCAUGCGCGCUGGUGAGCAUCCCCGGAUUCACGCACCCGGUGCAGGACUUCUUCCUGGAGGAUGUCCUUGAGCGCACCGGCUUUGUUAUCGGCCGCGGCUCCAAGUGGGCAAAGAAGGGGAAGGCGGAGGCGCGCCCAAAACCAAAUGGGGCGGCAGCUGCCGAGCGUGAAAUGGACGAUGAUCAGUCCUUGAAGUGCAAUGUGGCAGGCUCUAAUGAGGAGGCAACGCCCCAGUACAGCGCGGCCACGCUGCGGUCGCUGAGCAAUGUGGACGAGGCGCUGAUCAACUACGAGCUGCUGGAGAGCCUGGUGGCCCACGUGGUGUCCAGUCAGCAGCCUGACAGCGCCGCAAAUGCAAUCCUCAUCUUCCUGCCGGGAGCCCCUGAGAUUUCCAAGCUCGUGCGAGCACUGCAGGGCUCCUCUAAGCUGAGGAGUGGGGCUUCAGGCCAAGAGCUGCGCAUCCUGCCGCUCCACGGAUCUUUGCCUGCAAAGCAGCAGUCGCGGGUGUUUCAGAAGGUGGGCCCAGGCACGCGCAAAAUCGUGGUGGCCACAAAUGUGGCAGAAACGAGCAUCACCAUCGAUGACGUCGUGUGUGUCAUCGACUGCGGACGGGUCAAGGAGAUCAGGUAUGAUGCGGAGCGGAGCAUAUCGCGGCUGCAGGAGAUGUGGGCUUCUGCGGCCAGCGGCCAGCAGAGGCGCGGCCGAGCCGGGCGAGUGCGGCCCGGCACCUGCUUCCGCCUCUUCUCCAGAAAACAGGCCGCCGCCUUCCAGGCGCAGCAGCUGCCAGAGGUUCUGCGCAUGCCGCUGGAAUCUCUCUGCCUCUCGGUGAAGGCCGCACUGCCGAGCGCACACCGUCUGCAGUAUGCGCUCGGCCGGCUCAUCUCCCCGCCGGCGCUGGAUGCGAUAGCAUCGGCGGUAUCCGCGCUUACUACCCUCGGAGCGCUGGAUGAUGACGAGGCGCUGACUGCGCUGGGGCGUCACCUGACUCUGAUGCCGAUGGACGCGCGGCUCGCCAAGACGCUCAUUUACGCCGUCAUGCUCAGGUGUGUGGGCCCAGUGCUGACGGUGGUGGCGGCAAUGGCGCAUGGGCGGCCGGUGUUCCAGUCGCCGCCAGAUAGGCGCGAGGAGGCUGAGCUGGCAAAGAAGCGACUUACCGGUGACUCAGCGGCCGCCCGCAGCGACCACCUGGCGCUCGUUGCCGCCUUCUCCGAGUGGAACCGGGCCCGCACCAAGGACGGCCGCCAGGCUGCCUACCAGUGGGCUUCCCAGAACUUUGUGUCGGACGCUGCGAUGGAGGGAACGCUGCAGGGCCGCGCCGAGUACGCAGGGAUUCUUGCCGACCUGGGUUUUUUGCCUGUCAGCUACGUGGCCUCCUGCCGAAACAGCGCUCACGACCUGGACUCUCACUAUGACGAGUGCUCUUUGAAUGCGCGCGUCAUCAAGGCAGCCAUCUGCGCUGGCUUCUAUCCCAACAUUCUGCGUGUGGACCACCCGCCGGCCGUCACAGUGAUUGCAACUCCAUUAUUUGGUGCAGGGCGCGUGUUCAUCCACCCGGCCUCGGUCAACUUCAGCUGCGGCAGUUUCCCCAGCGGCUGGCUCCUCUACACAGACGUAACAGAGACGAGCAAGGUUUUUGUGCGCGAAGCUUCCAUGGUGCCGGUGUACGCUCUGCUGCUAUUUGGGGGCGCGCUGACUGUGCACCAUGCAGACGGCCUGAUCAGGCUCGAUUCCUGGGCCACCUUCAAGGCCCCUGCGCAGAUCGCCGCCCUGGUGAACGGCCUGCGGAAGGAGAUUGUUCACCUGCUGCUGAGGAAAAUCGAGGAUCCUUCAUUUGAUUUGUCAGCCAGCAAGGUUGUGGAAGCCGUGCUGAAGCUGCUUGUACAUGAUGGCUUCUAG
Molecule: messenger RNA, 2508 nt
Organism: Coccomyxa subellipsoidea C-169
Lineage: Eukaryota; Viridiplantae; Chlorophyta; Trebouxiophyceae; Coccomyxaceae
Product: P-loop containing nucleoside triphosphate hydrolase protein
Exons: 15
Coding region: 1-2508 (835 amino acids)
Cellular component (GO): intracellular anatomical structure
Molecular function (GO): ATP binding; RNA binding
Source: RefSeq, a predicted model, not a curated record